GGGAGAGACACAAUGCAAAUUAAAUUAAAUUAGAAACAUUGUGUGUGUGUGUGUGUGUGUGUGUGUGUGUGUGUGUGUGUGUGUGUGUGUGUGUGGGCGGUGCCUGUGUGUGUGAGGUGUAGUUGAGGAGGGAAUUCUGUAAACAGACCGAAAGUAAGUGCACAGAGAACACACAGAGCAAGCUGAGGACGCGAGCGCCAUGUCCCCAUCCCCAACUCCGUAUAAGAACCAGCACUACGACAUCCUGAAGAAGGAAUGUCAGGAGAGUAAGAAGCUGUUUGAGGAUUCAGAGUUUCCCUGCAAUAACACAUCGCUGUUCUACAAAACGCCUCUGCCUGGGAGAGUCGAGUGGAAACGGCCCGGGGAGAUAAGCGAGAGCCCUCAGCUUUUCGUCGAAGGAAUCAGUUCUCAUGACCUGAAUCAGGGUGAAGUGGGAAACUGCUGGUUCGUUGCAGCUUGUUCUUGUUUGGCUGGUAAACCAGAUCUGUGGCAGAAGGUGAUUCCUAACUGGAAAGAGCAGGAAUGGGAUCCCAAACAUCCAGACCGCUAUGCAGGAAUCUUCCGCUUCAAUUUCUGGAUUUUUGGGACAUGGACAGAAGUGGUUGUGGACGACCGUUUGCCCACCAUCAACGGGAAACUGAUUUACUGCCACUCGAAAUCCAAAAAUGAGUUCUGGAGCCCUCUGCUAGAGAAGGCGUAUGCCAAAUUAUCAGGCUGCUAUGAAUCACUCAGUGGAGGGAACACAGGAGACGCUGUGGUAGAUUUCAGCGGUGCUGUAAAUGAAAGUAUUAGUCUGGAAAAAGGAAACUACCGCACUGAUCCCAAAGUGAAGGACAAACUCUUCUCAGACUUGCUCAAAGUGUACGAACAGGGAGGCAUCAUCAGCAGCUCUAUCACGGCAUCUCCUGCAGAGCGGGAGCUGCGUUUGGCAAACGGUCUGGUCAAAGGUCACGCAUACUCUGUGACAGCAGUGAAGAGGGUGCGGCUCGGACAUGGCCUGCUGGCCUUCUUUAAGAAUGAGACCAUCCCUCUGAUCCGCAUGAGGAACCCAUGGGGUAAACAUGAGUGGAAUGGACCUUGGAGUGACAGCUCAGAGGAAUGGCAGAAGAUUGGGAAUAUGGAGAGAAAUACGUUGGGUAUCACUGUGGAAGAUGAUGGAGAAUUCUGGAUGUCUUUUGAUGACUGGUGUCAGAACUUCACAGACGCAGAUGUGUGUCGGUUGAUAAACACAAGUCUGCUGAGUGUUCAAAAGAAUUGGAAUGAGGCGGUGCAUUUUGGUGACUGGAUGAAACACUCAGAUCCUCUCAAGAACCGAUGUGGUGGCUGCAUGAACCAUAAGGAGACAUUCCUCCAGAACCCACAGUAUGUGUUGGAUAUCUCUCAGGAGGAAGAAGAGGUGUUGGUGUCACUGCAGCAGAGAGAUAUGAAGAUCCACAGACCUCGUGGUGCUGGUGAAAACCUCACCAUCGGAUUUGCCAUCUUUAAGGUGGAGCUGAACAGGAAGUACCGCAUGCAUGACAUCAUCACCCAGCAGAACGUCGCCACAUCCACGUACAUCAACGCACGCACCGUGUUCAUGAGGGAAGUUCUGCGUAAAGGUCGUUACGUCAUCAUCCCGUCCACCUUCAAACCGGACACCCUGGGGGAGUUCAUGCUCCGAGUUUACACGGAUAAAGACGCUGGGUGCAAGGAGCUGGAUCAGGAUAAACCUCAUGUGAGCUGCUGGAGUUCGUUUCGCGGUUACCCUCAGCUGGUUACUCAUAUUUAUGUUCAGAGAGCAGAAGGACUCGAAAACCAAGACAGAAGUGGAGGUGCAGAUCCCUACGUCAUCAUCUCCUGUGAGAACAAAUCAGUCCAGUCUGUGGUUCAGAAAGACACGCGAGACCCGAUAUUCGACACCAGAGCCAUUUUUUACAGGAAGAAACCACGGAAACCAAUAACUGUGCAGGUCUGGAACAGUAAUGCCAUAAAGGAUGAGUUUAUGGGUGAGGUGGUUCUCCCAGCGUCUCUGAAGGAUUCCACAGACCCCCAGAGGCUGAAGCUGAAGCAAGGAGCGUCUCAGACAUCUGAGGAGAUGCCGGGGACCAUCAGCCUCCGAGUGGUGACGUCCAGACAGCUCACGGCCAUGUAGCGCUAACGUAACACACUCAGAGACACGGCGUCACGAAUACACACUGCUAUAACAAAACACACUGUGGGAUUUAAUCAUGUUUUGGUUUCCUGCCUCGUUACGGCACUCCAUCGUCACUCUACAGACACACACACACACACACACCGGUGCACUGUGGGAAUUUGACAUCUGAAUAGGGCCUGGGUUCGGAUUUAUUAUCAGUCUGUAAUGAAGGCUGUCUUUGUCUGAUGAAGGCAGACAUUUUUAAACACAUGAGGUUUUUUUGUUAUAAAGUGUAAAUGUAAGUCAAAACGUCGAGUUCACGGCUUUUACACUCAAAACCAAACAAACAAAACAUUCCUGCAUUUUCGUCUUUCUAGAAAGAAUUCUAAAUCUAAAUCUUCGAUUGUUUGUACCAUUUCUAAAUUAACACAUUGUUUUAUUCUGAAGAGUCGAAUCUUUUGAGGCUUUUUUUUCUAAGAUUCAGACAAUAAAAACAUUCAUUUUGCUAUAAAGAUACCAAGAGCACAAACCCGAACAGAAACACAGCUUCAGCUUCGGCGCUUGGACUCCGACAGACCAUAUUAACGAACUUAUAGCCUACAGUAUCACAGUAUUAAUUAAAGAUAAUCAUAUCACAGGAUAAAUGAUUAAUGACAUGCAGCAGAAAUGUUAAAUACACAAUCAUUUCUGUGUUUUUAUCAUAUUUUGUGCAAUAAUGUGUAUGUUGAGCCGUUGGUGUGCAGGCUGAGGGGAGCCACAAUAUUUCAACGUAACUUGUAAUUAAUGAAGCAAAAUAAAAAUAAAAAAUAACCAUGCAUGAAAACUUAAUUCCAAUAUAUAUAUAAUUUACUAAACAAUACACAAUAAACAUAUGAACAGAUUUAGUAAGUAUAAA
This is a messenger RNA of Neoarius graeffei (lesser salmon catfish), 3008 nucleotides long. RefSeq names its product calpain-5-like. Gene Ontology annotation, biological process: proteolysis. The transcript has 13 exons. The coding region runs from base 200 to 2131 and encodes 643 amino acids. The record is from RefSeq and is a predicted model, not a curated record. Gene Ontology annotation, molecular function: calcium-dependent cysteine-type endopeptidase activity. Lineage: Eukaryota; Metazoa; Chordata; Actinopteri; Siluriformes; Ariidae. Gene Ontology annotation, cellular component: cytoplasm.